AUGGGUGAUACAGCUGCUAAUUUAAGCGUAGAAAAAAGAUACGAUCACUUAAAAUUAUUUUUUAGUAACAUCGCUGGUUUAAUUUUUGAAUUAAAAGACUUAAUGAAAGUUCAUGAAAUUUUAAUUUAUAAAGCAAAAUUAGAAAGUAGUGAAAAAGGAAAUUUUAAAAAAUAUCAAGAAGAACUUACCGCAUUAAAGCAAAAAUUUGAAAUAAUAAAAAAAGAAAACGAUAAAAUGGAGAGCCAAUUAAAAUAUUAUAAAUCUAUUAAUGAUUCUAUAAAUUCUCAAAUUAAUCAUUCAUCAGAUAACAUAAAAAAAAUGAAAUCAAAUAUAAUCUUAGAAGAACAAAAGAAAGUAGAAAUGAAAAAAUAUAUAAAUGAUCUAAAAUGCAAAUAUUGUAAAGCUUUAAAACAAAAGCAAAUACUAGACGAUAACUUUCUACAUUUGACAAAAGAAAACAAAGAAUCCUACAAGGAAAAUAAAGAAAUUAAUAAUUUAUUUAAAGAAUUAGAGACUAAAAUUGAAUCUACUACUUUUCAUAAUGAAAACGAGAAUGUAAAAGACAAGUAUGUAAAUAAAAUUUUCUUUUUACUCAUUUUGAUUUUAAAAAAACUUAAUAUAUAUUUCUUUCUAAUUUAA
Messenger RNA from Plasmodium relictum, 639 nucleotides. RefSeq names its product conserved Plasmodium protein, unknown function. The record is from RefSeq and is a predicted model, not a curated record. The transcript has 5 exons. Bases 1 to 639 code for a protein of 212 amino acids. NCBI's taxonomy places the organism in Eukaryota, Apicomplexa, Aconoidasida, Haemosporida, Plasmodiidae.